Molecule: messenger RNA, 1563 nt
Organism: Cordyceps militaris CM01
Lineage: Eukaryota; Fungi; Ascomycota; Sordariomycetes; Hypocreales; Cordycipitaceae
Product: tRNA-splicing endonuclease subunit Sen2, putative
Exons: 1
Coding region: 1-1563 (520 amino acids)
Biological process (GO): tRNA splicing, via endonucleolytic cleavage and ligation; tRNA-type intron splice site recognition and cleavage
Cellular component (GO): tRNA-intron endonuclease complex
Molecular function (GO): nucleic acid binding; tRNA-intron lyase activity
Source: RefSeq, a predicted model, not a curated record
AUGACUGAAAUAAAAAUCUCGCUCCCGUUGACGGCGGUGCCAGAAGACUCUGCGCCGCCAAAGCCCAACGGCAAAACAGUGCCUAAACGCAGAGGUUUGCCUUUGCAUCAGAUCUAUUCCCUGCCCGUACCGAUUCGGACUUUUCCGCUACCAGCAUUCUAUCCCAACAAUCCCAUAUCCAUAAUCCACGUAGCGUACGCAUGGCUAAAACAGACUGUGCGCCCACCGCCUGCGGAACCCUCCAUCGUCUACCACGGCGUGUGGUCGGAAGGCACCAACUCUGUCCACAUAACCGAUGAAACAUUCAUGAGGGGCUUGUGGGAACAAGGCUUUUUUGGUAAAGGUAGUCUAAGUCGAAGUGAACCGAGCUGGCUACGUCGCGAGCUCGUCCGCAAGGGUCUCGAAGCGACGCACGUCAGUGAAAUACACACAACCCAAAGACGACAAGAACGUGCCGAUGCAAAAUGGGAACGCGCUAAGCUCGAGCAAGAGGCCAUUCGUCAAACAAAACUCAGCGAGACGCAAACUGUGGCUGUCGCGGCAGACGCGGUAACAAAGAUUAAGCCUCCUGUUGGCCCGGCAGAGCUUCUGGCACUUCCUAACUCUAUGUCAGAAAUCAAAGUGGCGAGGCCGAAGCUGGCGACGACGUCGAUUCUCGUAAAUGGCGAUUACAUGGCGCCACCCUCUGAGCUUUCGCUCAUGGAGAAGCUCGCUGGUAUCACUACUGAAACCGGGAUCAAUGGUUCUACGACAACUCCCCAGACGCCAGCAUCGCGCUCUCGCGGCAGUUCAACAAAUUCCCGAGACGGUUCCGAGAAGCCUCAAAAGAGUGUUCGAUUUUCACCGCAAGUGGAAUCCACUACAUUUGAAUUCUCCGAUCCGCCAAGUUCCAAAACCACUCCUGACGGGCGUGCCGAGCUGACAACCCCCCAUGACGAUGACUCACCCGUGACGGCGACAGAGUCCCCCAAAGACACUCUUGUCAACAAGGAGCAUCUUCAGCUCACCCCAGAAGAGGCUUUCUUCCUCAACUUUGGUCUAGGGGCGCUUUCCAUCACGGAUCCAUACUCUGGGCUUGACAUGUCUACCAUGGAGCUACUGCGCUUAUUCCGCGAACACUCCUAUUCACCCCCGCGAAAUGGACCCGACGCAGACGACUUGCAACCAGACGAUAGCUUUUUGGUACAUUAUGUCGUGUACCAUCACUUUCGCUCGCUCGGUUGGGUUCCUCGCGCGGGCAUCAAAUUUGGCGUCGACUGGCUUCUAUACGCUCGCGGCCCCGUGUUCGACCACGCUGAAUUUGGCCUCAUCAUCGUUCCAUCCUACUCGCAUUCCUGGUGGAAAGCGCAUUGGAAAAGAGCGGAAACAAAAUCUUGGGCCUGGCUUCAUAGCGUGGUGCGAGUGCUGUCACAUGUCACCAAGAGCCUGGUGCUCGUGUACGUGGACGUCCCGCCCCCGCCGAUUUUUGACGCGGCCAUCACAGCUGGCUUAACAGAUGCGUUGAAACUGUACAAAGUAAGAGAAAUCAUGGUCAAGCGCUGGGCUGCCAACAGGAAUCGGUAG